Messenger RNA from Dioscorea cayenensis subsp. rotundata (Guinea yam), 879 nucleotides. Its product is annotated as bidirectional sugar transporter SWEET1a-like. The coding region runs from base 72 to 854 and encodes 260 amino acids. Gene Ontology annotation, biological process: carbohydrate transport. Gene Ontology annotation, cellular component: membrane. The record is from RefSeq and is a predicted model, not a curated record. The transcript has 6 exons. NCBI's taxonomy places the organism in Eukaryota, Viridiplantae, Streptophyta, Magnoliopsida, Dioscoreales, Dioscoreaceae. Gene Ontology annotation, molecular function: sugar transmembrane transporter activity.
GGAACUUCAUUCAACUCUUCUUUCAAGCUUCUUUAAUUUGUUAGAGAUUUUGCUCUUCAAGGUGAGGAGAAAUGCAAGUCUUGCAUUUCUUGUUUGGAGUUUUAGGGAAUGCUAUUGCUCUCUUUCUUUUCUUAUCUCCAACGGUUACAUUUAGGAGGAUCAUUAAGAAGAAGACCACAGAGGACUUUUCAGGGGUGCCAUACAACAUGACUCUUCUCAACUGCCUUCUCUCCGCUUGGUAUGGUCUGCCAUUUGUGUCUCCAAAUAAUCUACUUGUAUCAACGAUCAAUGGCACAGGGGCAGUGAUUGAGUUUGUAUAUGUUACCAUCUUCUUGAUAUAUGCUCCAAAGAAGGUAAAGUCACAUAUGAUGGGCUUAUUAGCACUAGUUGUAACCAUAUUUACCUCGGUUGCUCUAGUCUCUGUAUUAGCAAUCCAUGGUCAAACUCGAAAAGUAUUUUGUGGUUCUGCUGCUGUCAUAUUCUCUGUCUGCAUGUACGGCUCACCACUUGCUGUCAUGAGUUUGGUGAUCAAAACAAAAAGCGUGGAGUUCAUGCCUUUCUUACUGUCAUUGCUUGUCUUUUUGUGUGCUACAUUUUGGUUCAUCUAUGGCCUCUUUGGUCAUGACAUCUUCAUUGCGAUACCAAAUGGAUGUGGAAGUGUGCUAGGUGCAAUGCAACUUAUACUAUAUAUGAUAUACAGGAAGAACAAAGGAUCAUUAAGUAAGAGUGCGACUACUUCCACACAAGCUAUUGCUCAUCCAUGUGUUGAGAUUGGAGAUAAGCUCGACAGUGAUAACAACCCUGUUAAUGUUCAUCAGCAUCUCCAUGACUCCUUUGUUGUUGAACAAGUGUAACAUUCUGUCAUAUUUAGUUCAUGAG